UUUAUAUUCCUACCCGUGUAGUCCGUUGACCAGUAGUCAUGGUAACAAGAUAGCGUCCAAAAAUGGCUUCUUUGAUAGGAGAAACCGUGUUUGAGAGUAAUGGCCAAGCUCCUGCACCGAGUAAAGAUUUUUACCAGCUUGUUAUAACAAAAAAAGAAGUGAUCUGGAGGUUUUGGAAAAUCUCUCUCCGAAGUGAAUUUCGCAAUACAAACCCAGGGGAACUUAGAGAAACUCACAAAGAGUAUUUAGAUGAUUCCUCUCUUCAGGCCCAAAUUGCCACAGUGCUUGGUGCCAAUAUCGUUAGCUACACACUCAACCUGUGUCGGGGUAAUUUUGACUACUUGGAGCGUCUUCCUGAUGCCCUGCUGCUCUAUUUGAUUUUGUAUUUGGACUUGGAAGAUGUGGCUCAGCUGUCUCAAACCUCACGGAGGUUUGAAAAGCUGUGUAGCUCUGAUGCACUGUGGGAACGCAUUGUGGAAAACUCUUGUGACACCAUCACCCCGGAGAUGAGAGCCUUGUCCAAAGAGGUGGGCUGGAAGCAGAUCUUUUUCACAAAUAAGCUGCAGCUCCAGAUGCAGAUCAGACGAAGAAGGCAGACAUCUGAAAACCUUGUCGUGUAAACUGAAUGAUGGAAUUGUUUGUGCUGACACUUGCACUAAUAAAGUUCCUGGUGCUAAAAAGCCAUAUGGUUACACAACAUACUGUGCAGUAUCGCCUUCCUUAAAGCUAUAGAGAACAUAAGUGUAUUUCUAAAAGAGACGUGUUGCUUACUGUUCCUGUAUAUUAUUGUGUAGACUAUUAAGAUUAUCCAAUUGUCUUUUAGAUUAGGAACACACAUUUCACGUAACUAAUAAUUUGUGCCACAUUCCAUGACAU
This is a messenger RNA of Acipenser ruthenus (sterlet), 876 nucleotides long. Its product is annotated as F-box only protein 36-like. NCBI's taxonomy places the organism in Eukaryota, Metazoa, Chordata, Actinopteri, Acipenseriformes, Acipenseridae. Gene Ontology annotation, molecular function: protein binding. Bases 63 to 620 code for a protein of 185 amino acids. The transcript has 4 exons. The record is from RefSeq and is a predicted model, not a curated record.